AUAGACUAUAUAUGACUUUCAUUUUUUUUUUUUUUUGGUAGGAUGACUUUCAUUUAUUAUGUAUAUCCUAAUAGUUAAUAUUAAAUAUUAAAUAAAUAUAUUUACAGGAUGUCAACAACAAAAAAGACAUAUAUAUUUACAGAAAGAUUAACACAUUUCAUCUGAAAAUCCAAUCUUUCUUUUUUCUUUCUUUUUUUCUUGAUUAAGCAAUUAAAUGUUAAAUAUUUACAAGCUGUCAUGUUCAUCACCACCCUCCAAACUCUUUGUAAACCCCAAAUAAGCACAUACUCUCUCACACACACUUGUUUACCAAAGCUCUUCAUCAUCAUCUUCCUUGUUGCUUAAACUAUGGCUUCUCUCUUUAACCAAGUCCCUUCUGUAUCCACAGUUUUCGCCCUCUACACAUCUUUAUCAGCAAUCUCUAUGAUUCUCCGUAGAAUCAUCAACGAGAUUGUGCCUAAGCCAAUCAGAGAUUACAUCAAUGUGAAAGUUGUAGACUUGUUCACCUCUUAUUGUCAGCAAGUUUCACCCUUGUGAUCGAGCACAAAUGGGGGUUUUGCGAUAAUCAGACUUUCCGUGCGGCCGAAGUUUACUUUAAGAUGCGUCUUGCCGGACUCUCCACCGGACAACUCCUCGUGGGUUCGAGUGAUCUCAAGAAUCCGGAGGCUGAGCCAAAUCUUGGAAUCCCUGUCAACACAAAGAUCGUUGAUGAGUUUGAAGGGAUUCAUCUUGAGUGGACUCUACAUUGUGUUGAGCUUAAGAGUUAUCCCUUCGAGAAACGGUACUUUAAUCUUACUUGUAAGAAGGAGUUUCGUGAGAAGAUAAUGACAGAUUACUUGACAUACAUAGCGACAUCAGCAGAGAAGAUAAUGAGACAUCGUGAAAAGCUCUUCAUCUACUCUUAUAGCCGAGAAGGAGGAUGGCAAUCAGCUAAAUAGUAUCAUUACUCUAUACUAGGUUGGAACCCGCGCUACACCGUGGGACUGUUUUUUUUUUUGUUUUUUUUUGUCACGUUGAACCGUUAACAGUAACCAGUAAAUAUUGUAUUAAUAAGUUAUUAAAAUAUGGAUUUUUGAAAACCUUUUAAUUACGUCGAAACUCGUUAA
Molecule: messenger RNA, 1106 nt
Organism: Arabidopsis lyrata subsp. lyrata
Lineage: Eukaryota; Viridiplantae; Streptophyta; Magnoliopsida; Brassicales; Brassicaceae
Product: AAA-ATPase At1g43910
Exons: 2
Coding region: 600-938 (112 amino acids)
Source: RefSeq, a predicted model, not a curated record